AUUACUUUUAAAUCAAAAAUACGCAAAAUUUUUAUUCUUCAAAGAUUUCACCAUGGGUCGCACGAGAAGACGUCGUCCAGGGAAAAUGGCGUCACGGAGCAGCAGAUCCUCUGCCAAGGAACCUACUUCGGGAUCCACGUUCAAGAAGGAGCGAGAUACUUCCCCCCUUUCUCCUACUAAAAUAUCCAGGACCGAAGAGAAGAAACAACUGGGACAUCUAAACGAUCGUCUCGCUGCAUACAUCGACCGAGUGCGUAGUCUGGAACUUGAAAAUGGAAAACUGGAAAAACAGAUGUUUUCAUUUGAAGAGACGAGUACCAGGGAAAUUACAACUAUGCGCUCUGCUUACGACAAGGAGCUUGCACACGCGCGUCGUGCCCUGGACGAUACCUCGAAGGAGAAGGCGCGCUUGGAGAUGGACGCAGAGAAGGCCAAGACGGAGUGCCGGGAGAUAAAACAGAGAUUUAAGGAGAAGGAAGAUGAGAUCUCCAGGUUGAGUAGAUCCAACAAACAUCUGGAGACACAGAACACUGAUCUCAGAAACAAGGCUGAGGCAGCUUUGGAUGAAGUCCGAUCUCUUAAACCUGAGUUCGAGAAUAUGAAAAAUAAGCUUGAGGACGCCCGUCAGAAGCUUGAGGAUGAAACCUUGAAGAGAAUAGAUCUUCAGAACCAGCUUCUCACCAUGCAGGAAGAGAACGCAUUUAGCCAAAAUAUUCUUGAGCAGCAGCUUAACGAUACCAAGGUUAGGAAGCAGAUUGAGAUAGAGGAGGUGGACAGCAGGGUUCAGAACCAGUACGAGGAGAAACUAUCUCAGUCCCUAAAGGAGCUGAGGGAAUCCUACGAGCAGCAGAUGUUGGAUAACAGGGCCGGGUUCACCGCUAUCUACGACAAGAAGAUUAAUGACCUCAACGCUAAGUUGUCAGGGGAGAGAGGAGCAGCGGCUAGUGCUAUCCAGGAGAUGAAGGAGAUGCAGACCAAGGUUGAAGGAAUGACGAGCAGAGUGAGUGAACUUGAGUCCACCAAUUCUGCUCUAAACCGUAGGAUCAAGGAGUUGACGGAUCAGAUAGAUGAUCUGGGUAGAGCAAAUCGUGCUGAUAUGGCCAGGAAGGAUCAUGAGAUUGAUUAUCUCAACGAACAGUUGAACAACUUGACUAAGGAGUACCAAGAGCUCCUGGAGAUCAAGAUAGCUCUGGAUAUGGAGAUAGCAGCCUACCAGAAGCUUCUUGACGGAGAGGAGACUAGGUUGGGUUUAUCUCCGGAUAGUAGAGAACCAGGCAGAGGAAUUAAGAGGAAAAGGUUGGAUAUUGAAGAGAGUUAUGUUGGUAUUAAGAUGAACACCUCUUUCAGCCAGCCCGGUGUAUUCCUCAUCGAACCCCUGGAGGAGUCUAGAAACUGUAUCACGAUCACUAAUACUGGGGAUGAAGAGGAGACCCUAGCUGGACAUAUUCUCAAGUGCCAGAGUGCUGGAGUAGAAUCCACAUUCAAGUUUACCAGGAACCACAAGGUUGCUCCAGGAGGAGCUAUCACGGUCUGGAGCUCAGAUAGUGGGGUAGACCAUGAUGUUGGAUCUGGGCAGCUGGUGAUGAAGUCUGGUGCCUGGAAGAUGGGAGAGGAUGAGGUGAAUACUGUGCUAGUGAACAAGGAGGGUGAGGAGAUUGCUGCUAGGGAAACUACCUGGGAGAAACAAGUUACAGGAUCCAGGCUGCAGUUCUCCGGGGAUGCGGGCAGUAGUGUUCUAGCCGCUAGGCAGGCCGAGGAAAAUAAGUGUGUUAUCAUGUAAAUCAUGUACACAAUCCUUCGUGUACAAUUGUUUUUUAGUAUCAACAUGACUCAUCAUUCUCCAAGUACCUCUAGCAACACAAUGCUUUAAAUGUUUAAAUGUUCACAAAUCACCACCAUUUUAAUGUUAUCCUGAUUUAACAUCCCGGAUAUCCGGAUUAUUUCUCGUUUGCUUGACAGUAUUCAAGAAACUUAUUGCAGCAAAAUUCUAAGUUUAAAUAGUAAAAAAUGCAUUUUAAACAACGGCAUUUUGUGAACCCAGUUAAUGUACGUUGAACUGCAAUGUUUAGUAUUUUUAUAAACAUGGUGCUUGAUGCCUCAGCUUGAAUACAGAUAUUUCAAGUUUCUUCUUGGCUUGUAAAUUCUAAUAUCUACAUACAUCUAAAUGUAACAUAUAAACAAAUUUAAAUUAGUAUUUUUUUCCGGUCCGACUCUUUAAUAAUUUUUUUCUCUGAGAUUAUUUCCCAAACCCUAAUUUCGCGAAUAUUCAACAGUUGUAUGUAGUUUGGCUAAAUUCCAGUUAGCUUUACAGUUGAAACUAGUUUGUAUUAAACUAGUUGUAAUAACUAACUAUUCUAGAUGUGCUACUUUCUACUCAUGUACAGUGUACACCAUCUACAAACUAGUUGAAUGUGUUUUCUCUUAACCAUGUUUUCGCAUUGUACAUAUCUUGCUUACUGAAUAAAUAAAUGAAACUAA
Eurytemora carolleeae is the source of this 2478-nucleotide messenger RNA. Its product is annotated as lamin Dm0-like. The transcript has 11 exons. Bases 53 to 1780 code for a protein of 575 amino acids. The record is from RefSeq and is a predicted model, not a curated record. NCBI's taxonomy places the organism in Eukaryota, Metazoa, Arthropoda, Copepoda, Calanoida, Temoridae.